This is a messenger RNA of Plutella xylostella (diamondback moth), 1806 nucleotides long. RefSeq names its product venom serine carboxypeptidase. The record is from RefSeq and is a predicted model, not a curated record. Gene Ontology annotation, biological process: proteolysis. Gene Ontology annotation, molecular function: serine-type carboxypeptidase activity. Lineage: Eukaryota; Metazoa; Arthropoda; Insecta; Lepidoptera; Plutellidae.
CGAAAACCCAACACCCACCCACAAAAUAUUCCCACCAUAUUUAGAGCAGCCUGUAUGUUUGAUCGAGAUAAUAAUCCAAGUUGAAGAGUCAACACGGCGGAGCCCCCGUGCGAGCCACUCGGCCUUCGCUCCCUGACCGCGCAGCACCCUCACUGAGCACAGGAUCAGCUCCUGGACGGAACAUAUCCUCACCAGCGUACACCAAGAUCAACAUGUGGUGGAGUUUGGCUCUCAUCGUGACCUGCGCGUCAGCCCUGGACGUGCCGGCGCUGCCGCCCGGGGAGGCCCCGGAGCCCAUCCUGACCUUCAUGGAGCGAACCUACAAGCCUGGCCGAGCCCGCGCCAACUACGAGGCAGGGGAGCCGCUGCUCCUCACUCCUUUCAUAGAGAAGAAUCAGCUGCAAGAGGCGAGGGAAGCUGCGGCUGUCAACCCUGACUAUCUGCUGCCUGAUAUGGAUAGCUAUGCUGGGUAUUUGACGGUAAACAAGGAGUACAACGCCAACCUCUGGUUCUGGUACUUCCCGGUGACGGACGCGCCGGUGUCGGAGACCCCGUGGAUCAUCUGGCUGCAAGGAGGGCCGGGCGCCAGCUCGUUGUAUGGACUGUUUACGGAGAUAGGGCCGUUUGUGGUCACUGCAGAUAAUACGUUGGAAGAGAUACGCUACUCGUGGGGCAAGAACCACUCGCUGCUGUUCAUAGACAACCCGGUGGGCACGGGCUUCAGCUUUACGGAUGACGACCGCGGCUUCGCUACCAACCAGACUACGAUCGGCGAGAACCUGUACUGCGCGCUGCAGCAGUUCCUCACGAUGUUCCCGGAGCUCCGCAAGGCUCCCCUCACCAUUGCGGGGGAGUCGUACGCCGGGAAGCACAUCCCGUCCCUGGCCAUCCAGGUGCUGUGGAACCGAGACCACGAUGAGCCGGUGAAUCUUCAUGGCCUAGCAAUAGGAAACGGCUUCAUGGACCCUCUGAGUCUGCAAGAGUACAGCUACUUCGUGCGCGAGGUCGGCCUCGUGGACGACAAGGUCGCCAACCACAUGAAGCAUCUCGAGAUGGCGGUCAAGCAGUUCAUCAACGAAGGCGAGAUGAUCAAGGCUUAUGCUUAUUACAACUACCUCCUCAACAUCUUCAUACGAGAGGCUCAUAACGACAACUUGUACAACUACCUGCAAGACGCGACCAGUCUGGACGGGGAAUACACGGACUACAUCCAACAGAAUGAAGUCAGGAAGGCGCUGCAUGUUGGCAACACAACCUUCACGUCCAUCGGAGUGGUGUACCGGAAACUGGUGCCUGAUUUCAUGAACAGUGCUAAAGUCUGGAUAGAAGAGCUCCUCGAAAACUAUCGGGUUAUGUGUUAUAAUGGCCACUUGGACAUCAUAGUAGCCUACCAUCCUUCCGUGCACACCUACAAUGCCUUUGAGUUCUCAGGCACCGCCGAGUUCAAGGAAGCCAAACGCCUCCCAUGGUAUCAUGACGGCCAAUUAGCUGGCUACUACAAAACAGCUGGCAACUUCACCGAGGUGAUGAUCCGUGGUGCUGGACACAUGGUGCCGGCUGACAAGCCCGCAGCUUCCCUGGGGCUCAUUUCGGCCUUCGCUCGAGGGAUCAGCUUGAAGGACGACACCGGGAGUCUGGUGGCCCCAGAGAGAAACGUGCUACGAAGCAAACCACUGCCGCUCAAGAUCUAGAUAUAAAUUAAUUUAGUUAAGUGUAAUUUUAAGGAUUAAUUUAACUUCCUGUAGGACUGUAGGAAACAAGACUGUAGGUGUUGGUGCUUUAGAAAUAAAAAUCUUUGACUACUUA